UCUUUGACCGCAAAAAAUCGAGGGAAAGACGUCUAUGGUUUUCUCUUCCGCUUGGCUGUAGUCGACUGCUUACGCCUCAACUGUAGGUAGGCGGCGAUGUCCUCGUUUUUCACGAGUUCUCGUUACCUAAAGGGAUGACUAUUAUGGCAACGAAUUUGCCACUACCGUUCAGAAGAAGCCUUUACGGUUCUCAUUUUGGGAGGGCAAGCAUUAGUUUCGACACCAAGGCUGAUGGUUCCAGUAUCGAAUAGUGAAAGAGCAGAGAGACUUUGGUACUCGAUGAUUGAUAUACCUAUCCUGCUUCGGCCGAUCUCAACAGCCAUUACGAGAGCUAUCCCAUGCAUGCUGGGCCGAGUACCUAAAGUAGGUUGAGCAAAAAGCUAUCAUCUUUGAGAAUCGAGGUGAAGAAGGCUGGUAGAAGACGAAGACCCGAAAAAUUCGACGGUUGCAAACAGUAGUUCUCGAUGAAGAAGUCAAGCAGAGUUUAGUACAUGACAUGCAAGACUUUCUCAGCUUGGGAACUCACCCCCGUUAUCUGGAAGGAGAUAUACCAUACCGCCGGGGUUAUCUGCUCCAUGGACCCCCUGGAACGGGCAAGACAAGUGCUGUGCUGGCACUCGCAAGCCACUUCGGCCUCGAUGUGUACAAAUUGAAUCUCGCCGGCAGUGUGGAUGAUAAGAAGCAUUCUCACUUUGUUCAAGCGAGUACACCCGUCUUUCUAUAGCAUAUCUUUUACUGCAUGCUCACGUCUAGUGUUCAAAUAAUGUUAUAUAGAUGAAUUAGAAUGAAAGGUCAUGAGGCUUAACCGAUUCCGAUGCAUUCAACCACAUAUAAGUCAUCUAUCGUAAUGAGCGAGGCUAUUGGUUUAUCGUCCCGUCACCAUCCGGACGUCUUCAUUACAAGAUUAAACACGGGUCGAUAGAGCCGUGGGCACACGCUAUUGCUACUGGUAUUUCUGACUCCUCCGUUAAAGAAUCGAGAAGGUUGCUGAACAGGCUAAGCGUC
Pseudovirgaria hyperparasitica is the source of this 1005-nucleotide messenger RNA. RefSeq lists its product as uncharacterized. The transcript has a single exon. Gene Ontology annotation, molecular function: ATP hydrolysis activity; ATP binding. Gene Ontology annotation, biological process: protein insertion into mitochondrial inner membrane from matrix; mitochondrial respiratory chain complex III assembly. Gene Ontology annotation, cellular component: mitochondrial inner membrane. NCBI's taxonomy places the organism in Eukaryota, Fungi, Ascomycota, Dothideomycetes, Acrospermales, Acrospermaceae. The record is from RefSeq and is a predicted model, not a curated record. Bases 497 to 724 code for a protein of 75 amino acids.